Messenger RNA from Pecten maximus, 1572 nucleotides. Its product is annotated as ATP-dependent DNA helicase RRM3-like. Bases 1 to 1572 code for a protein of 523 amino acids. The record is from RefSeq and is a predicted model, not a curated record. The transcript has a single exon. Gene Ontology annotation, biological process: telomere maintenance; DNA repair. Lineage: Eukaryota; Metazoa; Mollusca; Bivalvia; Pectinida; Pectinidae. Gene Ontology annotation, molecular function: DNA helicase activity; ATP hydrolysis activity.
AUGGACGAAGAUCAAGCAAAUGCGUUUGAAUUGGUAAAAAACGGACACAACGUGAUAAUCACGGGCCAAGCUGGAUCUGGUAAAACAUAUUUAGUGAAAUGGAUUGUGAAAUAUCGAAGAAAAUGCUACAAAAACGUGUCAAUUGUUUGUUCCACUGGGAUAGCAGCCACACAUUAUGGCGAUCUGGGUGCACAGACAUUACACAAAUGGUCAGGUAUUGAAGACGGCAGACAUUUAAAUGAGGAAAUUGCACAUUUGGUGAAAACGGAUGAAAGAUUCAUGAAAGCAAAACAAAAUAUAGAAACUGUUGAUGUGUUAAUAAUUGAUGAAGUGUCUAUGGUUAGUGCCAAAGUACUGAACCAGGUUCAAUUUCUUUGCAAACAUGUCAGAAACUCUAAGGAAGUAUUCGGCCAAAUUCAAGUUGUUUUGGUGGGCGAUUUUUAUCAACUCCCCCCAGUUGCAAACCAGUUACAUGGUGAUUCUGGCAAGCCAUGCUUCCUUCUGCCUUGGUUUGAUGACUUUUUUCCCCAUAAAGUAGUUCCCCAUAAAGUAGUCUUGAAUGAAAUUCACAGACAGGAGGACACAACCCUCAUCCAGUGCAUUAAUGAACUAGUAAUAGGGCAUCCCUCGGAUGACACUGUCGCCUUCCUCAAGUCAUUGGAUCGGCCUCUGGCAAAUGAAAUGGACUGCAUACAGCUGUUUGCAAGAAACUUAGACGUUGAUUUGUUCAAUUUUGAAAAACUGAACCAGCUAGAUGGUGAACUGAAAAGAUAUAAGGCCACCGAUGAAGGUAGUGAACACUACCUAGGCAAGUUUUUGGCGCCAAGGAAUUUAGCACUUAAAGUUGGAUGUCCAGUGAUGCUUGUGCAAAAUCGAAGUGACGAGCUUGUGAAUGGACUACGUGGCGUUGUAACAAAACUGCUAUCAGAUUCUGUGGAGGUAAAAUUCGCGAUGGAAAAAAAGACAACUACAACAAAUAUUGAAAGGACUACUUUUACCACUUUUGAUCCUGUGAAAAAAUUAGUAGUUGCCAAAAGAGCCCAACUUCCGUUGAAGCUUGCCUACGCAAUGACAGUACAUAAAUCGCAGGGCAUGAGUUUAGAGAAUGUAGUUGUAAAUUGUCAAAAAUGUUUUCAGGCAGGACAGUUGGGUGUGGCUGUGGGGCGUGCGGUUUCAGUUGAUGGUCUGAAAGUUGUGAACUUCAAAAAGUCCCUAUGUAAGCAACAUCCUGUUCACGUGAAACUAUUUCAUCAAAAUAUUUCUGUUGGUCACGUCAGAGCUGAUUUGACAUGUAAAAAACAAAUUCAACAAGAUCUACCAUCAGAAGACAAAAAUGAUGAGCCUUCAGAUACAAACAUGCACGACUCAGAUUUUUCUGACAGUGAAAUUAAACACUUGACUUUUCUAGACAAUUUUAUUGAAACUAACAUUCUUACAGCUGAAGAGUCUCUUUAUCCAUCAAAAGUCGCGUUGGAUUCGGUUCUCAAAGAGUUUCUGGACACACCUACAGAAGAAAGAAUGUUAUCCUUCAAACAAAAACUUCUUUGUGAUUUCCAGAAAUAUGAUGAUUAG